This is a messenger RNA of Electrophorus electricus (electric eel), 1086 nucleotides long. RefSeq names its product guanine nucleotide binding protein (G protein), beta polypeptide 3b (gene gnb3b). Gene Ontology annotation, molecular function: protein binding. NCBI's taxonomy places the organism in Eukaryota, Metazoa, Chordata, Actinopteri, Gymnotiformes, Gymnotidae. Gene Ontology annotation, biological process: signal transduction. The record is from RefSeq and is a predicted model, not a curated record.
AAAAAUAGUUAAGGUCACCUGCUCCUUGUCUCCAUCUGUUUUCAACGGUAACAACCCAUAUCUACUGCCAUGGCUGAAAUGGACAAGAUAAAAAAGGAGGCUGAGGCCCUGAAGACACAGAUUGAAGUGGCUCGCAAAACAGCCCAUGAUACAGACUUGGCCACUGCUGCUGCUGGGGUGUCCCCAACACCCACCAUACAGCCUAAGACCCGGAGGACACUGAAAGGCCACCUGGCUAAAAUCUAUGCUCUGCACUGGGCUACAGACAGUAGGCUAAUGGUCAGUGCUUCACAGGAUGGCAAACUCCUUAUAUGGGAUACCCACUCUGGAAACAAGAUAAAUGCUGUUCCCCUCAAAUGCUCAUGGGUAAUGACCUGUGGAUAUUCCCUAUCUGGAAACCUUGUCGCCAGUGGUGGUCUUGACAACAUCUGCACUAUCUACAACAUGAGGACACCCGUUAUCAAGACUGUGAAAGAACUGGAUGCACAUACAGGUUACCUGUCCUGCGUCCGGUUCCUUAGUGACAGUGAGGUCCUUACUUCCUCUGGUGAUACCACCUGCAUUCUGUGGGACAUAGAAUCUGGCAAGCAGAAGACAGUAUUCCUGAAUCACGUAGGUGACUGCAUGUGUCUAGCUCUGUCCUCUGACAUGAGCACGUUCAUCUCUGGGGCCUGUGAUUCGUCGGCCAAGCUGUGGGACAUCAGGGAUGGCAAAUGCAAGCAGACUUUUCAGGGCCAUACCAGUGACAUCAAUGCCAUUGCUUACUUCCCCAGUGGACAUGCUUUUGUGACAGGCUCAGAUGACUGCACCUGCAAGACCUUUGACAUCCGCUCUGACCAGGAAGUGCUGAGUUAUGAGGACAUUCAGAUGAACAGCGGCGUGACCUCUGUGUCCCUGUCCGUGUCUGGCCGCCUCAUUCUUGCUGGCUAUGACAACUUCAACUGCAACAUAUGGGACUCGUUGAAGGGCGAGAAAGUCGGAGUGCUGGCUGGCCACGACAACAGGGUGAGCUGCACCGGUGUGCCAUUGGAUGGCGUGUGUGUAUGCACCGGUUCAUGGGAUAGCUUUCUGAAGAUCUGGAACUGA